Molecule: messenger RNA, 750 nt
Organism: Brassica napus (rape)
Lineage: Eukaryota; Viridiplantae; Streptophyta; Magnoliopsida; Brassicales; Brassicaceae
Product: solanesyl diphosphate synthase 3, chloroplastic/mitochondrial
Biological process (GO): isoprenoid biosynthetic process; ubiquinone biosynthetic process
Cellular component (GO): transferase complex
Molecular function (GO): prenyltransferase activity
Source: RefSeq, a predicted model, not a curated record
AUGAUACAUGUUGCAAGCCUCCUGCACGAUGAUGUGGAUGAUGCGGAUACAAGGCGUGGUAUUGGUUCCUUAAACUUUGUAAUGGCUAACAAGAUAUCAGUAUCAGCAGGAGACUUUUUGCUCUCUCGGGCUUGUGUUGCUCUAGCUGCUCUUAAAAACACAGAGGUUGUAUCGUUACUUGCAACAGUUGUAGAACAUCUUGUUACCGGUGAAACCAUGCAAAUGACUAGCACAACCGAUCAGCGUCAUAGUAUGGACUAUUACAUGCAGGAGACGUAUUAUAAGACGGCAUCACUAAUCUCAAAUAGCUGCAAAGCAAUUGCAUUACUCGCUGGACAAUCAGCAGAAGUUGCCAUGUUAGCUUUUGAAUACGGAAAGAAUCUGGGUUUGGCAUUCCAAUUGAUAGACGACGUUCUUGAUUUCACUGGCACAUCUGCGUCUCUAGGAAAGGGAUCCUAAUCAGAUAUCCGCCAUGGGAUCGUAACAGCUCCAAUCCUCUUCGCCAUGGAGUUUCCUCAACUACGCAAAGUUGUUGAUCAUCUUGGAAAAGAUCCAACAAAUGUUGACAUUGCUUUAGAGUAUCUUGGGAAGAGCAAUGGAAUACAAAGGACAAGAGAGUUAGCUAUGGAACAUGCCAAUCUAGCAGCAGCGGCAAUUGGGUCUCUACCUGAAACAGAUGAUGAAUAUGUCAAAAGAUCUAGGCGGGCACUUGUUGACCUGACACAUAGAGUCAUCACCAGAAACAAGUGA